Emiliania huxleyi CCMP1516 is the source of this 630-nucleotide messenger RNA. RefSeq lists its product as hypothetical. The record is from RefSeq and is a predicted model, not a curated record. NCBI's taxonomy places the organism in Eukaryota, Haptophyta, Isochrysidales, Noelaerhabdaceae. The transcript has a single exon. The annotation marks the transcript as partial.
ACUGUGGCAGUCACUGGCGCGAACGCCGGGAUUGGCCGCGAGGCGGCGCUCUUCUUGGCGCAGGCGGGAUUUGGCGUCGUCUUGUGCUCUCGCGACCAGGAGAAGGGAGAGAGCGCCGCAGCAGAGAUUCGCACCGUCUCGCCGGAAGCACGUGUUAGUGUUGUGCCGCUCGAUCUGGCAUCGGUGAGGUCAGUCGAGGCGGCCGCGCCGCUGAUUAUCUCGGCCGCAAAGGAACUCGGCUCACCGCUGCGCGGACUUAUCCUCAACGCGGGCAUCUGGCCCGGCUCGCUGCAGACGACCGCCGACGGGAUGGAGCUCGCGCUACAGGUGUGCCACAUCGGGCACCAGCAGCUCACGCAGCGGCUGCUUCCCGACCUCGCCUCCUCCUCCGGAGGCGCCGAGUCGCGGGUCGUGACGGUCUCAUCUUCGGCACAUGCGUUCGCAGACGAGGUUGGCACGGACGACCCGCUCUACGCCUCCACGGCCUUUGAUACGAACAGGAACUAUGGGCGGGCUAAGUUCGCAAACAUGCUCUUUGCGCAGGAGCUCGCAAAGCGCGCCCCGCCCGGCGUCCUCUCGACGGCGGCCCACCCCGGCCUGGUGCUCACGACUCUCUUCAAGGAGCUCGGG